Molecule: messenger RNA, 1597 nt
Organism: Colletotrichum godetiae
Lineage: Eukaryota; Fungi; Ascomycota; Sordariomycetes; Glomerellales; Glomerellaceae
Exons: 3
Coding region: 120-1292 (390 amino acids)
Biological process (GO): maturation of LSU-rRNA from tricistronic rRNA transcript (SSU-rRNA, 5.8S rRNA, LSU-rRNA)
Cellular component (GO): nucleolus
Molecular function (GO): RNA binding
Source: RefSeq, a predicted model, not a curated record
AUCUGGGAAAUUUUUAUUUUUUUGCCUUUUGCGACGGUACUCGACCACCAGGUGUGUGGGUACAGGUUCGGUUUUCUAGGGACUUGUUUAACCAUUGCUCCCCAAACACAUCAGCAAAAAUGGCCCCCGAAUUGAGAAAAAGAACCAGAUCCGUCACUGGCAAGGAGCCUGUGGCGAAGAAGGCGGCCAAGGUCGAAAAGGUUGAAAAGGUCGAGCCUGCAACUGAAAAGGCCCCCAAGAAGGUGACCAAGAAGGCCACCAAGGAGGAGAAGGUCGAGAAGACCCCCAAGCGCAAAGCUCCCGAGGAGGCGCAAGCUUCUCCCGUCGCGGCGAAGAAACAGAAGCCCGCAAAGGCGAACGCGAAGUCGAAGAAGUCUGCCCCCGCACCCGAGCCCGUCGAGGAGGAGGAGGAGAAGGAGGCCGAGCCCGAAGCCACCGAGGAUGCCGAGACCUCUGUCGUAGCUUUCGAGGACGAUGAGGACGACGAGGAAGUCGACGCCGACAUUGCCGCCCUCGCCGCCGGCCUCGACCCAGAGGACGCGCCGGCCGGCAAGGGAACCUUCAAGGAGGGCCAGGAUGUCGGCAAGGUGCCCAAGUUCAAGAAGCAGAAGCAGUUGACAAACGGCAAAAAGGAAGAGCCCGGCGUGGUCUUCAUCUCCAGACUGCCCCACGGCUUCUACGAGCACGAGCUCAAGGGCUACUUUUCACAGUUUGGCAACAUCACCCGCCUCCGUCUGGCGCGCAACAAGAAGUCCGGCGCGAGCAAGCACUACGCCUUUCUCGAGUUCGCCGAGGCCAGCACGGCCGAGAUCGUCGCCAAGACCAUGGACAGCUACCUGCUGUUCGGCCACAUCCUGAAGGUCAAGACGGUGCCGGCGGACCAGCUGCACGAGGACGUGUGGAAGGGCGCCAACAAGCGCUUCAAGAAGAUCCCCUGGCACAAGAUUGCCGCCGGCGAGGUGGCGAAGCCGAGGACCGAGUCCGGGUGGUCGCACAAGGUGUCCAAGGAGGAGAAGAAGAGGCUGGAGCGCGCCGAGAAGCUCAAGGCGAUUGGGUACGAGUUUGAGGCGCCCAAGUUGAAGGAGGCUGUUGCGCCGCCGCCUGAGCCCAUGGCUGUUGACGCGCCCGAGGAGACCAAGGCUAUUGAGGCUGCUGCGCCGGUUGAGGAGAAGAAGGCUGUUGAGGAGGAGGCCGCCAAGGAGGUGGAGGAGAAGGUCGCCGAGGUUGAGACGCCCAAGUCUGCGAAGAAGGCGGCGGCUAAGGGCGGCAAGAGGAGAAAGUCCAGAGGUUAAAAGGAAGCUCCUUUUUUGUUUUAAUGAUAUCCCUCGUUACGACGGAACUGUUUCUCUCAUCUUUGUGGGGUUUCACGAAAAAAGUCUUGGUUUUUUGCAUCAGGUAUUCUACUGCGUUUCUCUGUUCACCCAGGAGUCGUUGCAUCGAGAAUAAAACAAGGGGACAUAAUUCAAAAGAUUUCAAGUUAGUAUGUGCGCACAUAGCGAACCCGUCGCACCCAUUUUCAACCCAAAAGUUGGGGGCAAGCACCGGGAUUAUAAAAGGCGUUUUCAUCACUCUACUUCAGCGUCAAAAAUGAACAAGU